Chroicocephalus ridibundus (black-headed gull) is the source of this 4587-nucleotide messenger RNA. It is a transcript of the gene CZH5orf34, whose product is annotated as chromosome Z C5orf34 homolog. Bases 2258 to 4171 code for a protein of 637 amino acids. The record is from RefSeq and is a predicted model, not a curated record. The transcript has 14 exons. Lineage: Eukaryota; Metazoa; Chordata; Aves; Charadriiformes; Laridae.
CCUUUUAGUUAUAUGCAAGAUAUCUGGUAUUUAAUUUUUUUUUUUUUUAAGGGCGGUAGGAUCCAAAUACAGAUAUUUUUUUUCUGUAGACCACAGUCAAAAAAAGUGGUUUGUGAAGGUGGUGGCGUUGGCGUUUUUUUGGGUUGGUUUUUUUUUUUUGGGGGGGGGGGUGUUUUGUUUAUUUCCUUUUUCUUCCGAUUCCAAAACCCAUAUAGGUGAGGGAGGUCUAGAUGCUUCUUUUUUUUUCUGGAAUAAACAUGUUAUUUGUCAACAUGUGAAAAAGCAAGCAGUUUUUUGGUAGUCGUGUGCUUUCAAGAUCUUUGGAUCAGAUAUGCUUAUUUUCAACUUUUAAAGCAACAACUAUCCUUUAAUUUGUUGUGUUCUUCGAGACUAGAUGAAUAUAUUUGUUUUAACCCUUGCUUCUCGAGACUAUGUGCAGUGCUCAACGUUUUGUUUUUUUUUAACACAUCUAACAUGUCUAACCUUCUAGCAACUCUUGUGACUUCCUCCAUUCUUCUAAUUUUAUAUAGUUUGAUUUAAUUUUGUGGUUGGAGUAAAUUCAUGUAUUUCAUAAACGUUAACAUUUUGAAGCCAACUGGUCGUUUUUGACACCAUAUAAUCACAUUAGUUUUCCUGGGAUACUCCAUUGUUGUUGCCAAACUCAGUUGUACUGUUUCCUGUUAUCCGUUACUGGUUGACUGAGUAGAACCCCUUUCCAAAAACAAAUGGAAAUACUUCCCAGACGUUAGCUACUGUAAAGAACAUGUUGUAAAUAUGCAUGUAAAUAAUUCUGUUAAUAUUUCACUGUUAUUUGUUUGGUUAAAUAACUUGUGCAUCUGCUAAUAGAGUGAGCACUGACUGUUUUCUGGAUGUUUAUUUAACAUACUUAUUUAGGUUGGAGUUUUGGAAAAUAAAAUUUAAAUAGCUUUGUUUUCUUUGGUAUAACUUUACUACCUUGUGGUUUUGCUUUUAAAAAAAAAUUUUUUUUGGUCCUUCUUCUAUCUACCCUUCACUAAACACUCCUUUUUUUUCCUUUAAAGUACACAGUUGCAGAAAGUAUUACAUCUUAAUAGUCAUUGAAAAAAUAAAAUUUAUCAAAGGGUGAUACAGUAAUAACAACGAUAUUACCAUUUCAAAGUCUCUAGACUAAAAUCCAGAAACUAGAAAAGUGAAAAAUUAUAUUAUUUUCACACACACAUAUUUUUCAUACAAAACUUCUAAUCCAAAUACAGGUCUGACAUCCUGCUGACUUUACAGGCAGAUGUCUUGUGGAAAACAUAUUUACUCAAAACUUAAAGUCCCAAGGAGCAAGCAUUCAUGUGUGCAUUACAGUAAAGUAAUAGUGCCUUCAAGGGACGCUGCUUUACAUGUUUCAUUUCUGCAUCUUUUGUAGUGUGUCUCUUUUUCUGUAAAUUAGCUGUCAGACUUGAGAUGUAUAUGCUGUCAGCUCGUGGAGACAGUGUGUCUUACAUGUAGGUAAGAAAUAUGCCAAGUCAUCCUGCACAAAAAUGUUGGGAACUAGGAAUUGUAUAUAUGAAGCAAUUCGGAUCAACGUUAGCAAAAUAAGCUUCAUCCUCCACCAGAAACAUUGAAAAAAUCAUAAAAUGAAACUUUUGUUCGGAGUAGUGAAGUUUGUGGUCUCUGUGCGUGUGAAGCUUUUUAAGAGCUUUAAGCCUGUACUGCAGUGAGGAAAAAAUGGUUUUAACUCUGUCCUCCUGAGUAUGGAAGACAGGAUAAUCUCUGCCUUAAACACUUAGCAAUCUUUCCUACUUGUCUUAAAUCUCAGAGGAGUCCAACACAAAUUAGCGAUGCUGGAAUGAGAUGUGAGAGAGCAAAAGAAAGCAGCAGGUUUCGCACUGUCAUAACUGCCAUUUCCUGCUUGUUUGCCUGCUUUUAACUGCUCAUAGUUCUGUGGAUGAUGAAGAGGAUUCUUGAGAGGUUUAAGGAUUAUUUCACCCAGGUUUUAGCAUUUAUAAAUUUCAAGUGCGCCGUGUAAAAGUCUUUCUCGUCUACAGGUUUCUGGAUGGUACCCUGCAGAUAAACAACCCUUUAAAAAAAAUGUAUUUUCUUUGUGGCAUAAUGGUAGGCCAGUGAAGGCACAGAAGCAUGGAAAGCAAACCGUGGGGGAGGAAGUGAAGGGAACUUCUUUAGCGCUGGUUCUGAAAAGAAACAUUCCUUCACAUCACAUUUGAAUUCAAGCACAUGACCAAGCUUCACGCAUCAGAAAAAGAAAAUCAGACGGUCGAUGGGUUUUUGAAUGUUAGUUUUAAGUGUAAUUGUAACACUACAGAAAGAAACAAGACUGGCUCAACUACAUCAGGUCGGCAAUCUGCCUUCCCAGUCCUGUUUUCUAAGCCUCCUUGUUUUCCAGAGGUGCUCCAGCAGGGAGGCAAAGAACGUGUGGCCUGUCUUUGUGUCAGGGUGGCUGCUGAACGACGUGUUCUUAAAAGAAGCACAGUUACAGGAACAACUUCUACGAGCUCUAGAUUUCCGGAACAAGUUUUGUUCUCGCCCCUACUUACCUUCACGUGUUAUACCUCCAGAAAGAAAAAAGGUUCUUUUCAGUGAUAUCUUAGAAAUUAGAUGGCCUGACCCUGCUACAGCUGAUCUGACAAGAUGUAUAGACAAUGGCAGUGUGAAGAUCUCGUCAGUAGAUGGUUAUGCUCACCUUUACCUGUCAGAAUUGCAGCAAGAAUUUACGGUGGAGUUCUUAUGCAAAGUCAGCCAGUCAUCUGCGGCAUCCGUAGGCUCCUCUCAAAAGAACAGCAACUAUCACGCUGGAGAUCAGCAUGGAAAAUCAAGUAAAAAUUCUAUUGCAGAAAUGUCAUCAAAACAAACAAGAAUAGAGAGUGAGAAGAAUGAACAUGGUUAUUCUGAAGGUAAAUAUAGAGAACCAACCAAACCAAGGGACCAGAAAGACAGAGAUGGAGUCCCUGUGUUUUAUACAAACUGUUCUUCUGAAUACGCGUGGGUUACACAGCGUUGGUCUGUUGCCUCCUACCCAGAAGAAUGGAAGUACCCCUUGUCGUUGGCACUGAUGUGCUAUAACUUACAUACUGGUAAGACUGAAUUGAAGACAUGUGAGAAGAACAACCGUACAUCUAUAGAAGCUGAUGUUUUAAUAGACCCAGGAACACAUGAAACAGUUUCUCGUUUACCUACAGCUUUGCCACUCAGCUGCAGAGCCCCACAUUUACACAGGUGGACUUUCUGUGACUUAUUUCAGAAUCAAGAUACCGGAAACUAUUCAUGCCCUCAGCUAAUUAAAAUUGUAUGGUGCCAGGGUGUUUUUUAUAGAUUUAUCCAUGGUAGAACAAACAUCACAGAAAUUUAUCCUGGUGAUGACUCAUUUUUCAAGUCCGAGGGAGCAUUUUUGGGAAACUAUUUUGUACAUUAUGCAAUCCAAAAAGGAACAAAAAAGAGAGAAGAAAAGAUGUAUUCGGUAAAGAGCCUACCUCCUGAUGUACCGGGAAAUCCGUACUCUGUAUCCUCCAUUAUUACUCAGGCAACGAAAAUACUUCAGUACUGCUACAAGACUAAACUAUCAUUAAUUCAUAACUAUUACCUCUGCUGCUGGAAAAUGGUACCUGAGACAGAUGGACGAGAAACGUUGCCGGUUUUGCUGUAUGAAAAGGUUAUUCCCAGCAUAGGAAGACUUGUUGUGUACUCGGAUUAUAAAGUCCAUGCUGCUUUUUGGGAUGGGGUGACCUUGAAUAUGGUCUGGGAUUACAGCUCUUCCUGUAGUAAGAUCCAGGUAAAUGAAGAUGUAGGCUGGUGUAAGUUAACUACCCCUGAUGGGGUACAGCAGCUGAUACAAAUAAGUCACCCUGGAAUCUAUGAAAGGUACAUCAGAACAGCAAUAGAAUGGUGCAAAGGUUUUAAUGAAAGGAAGGAGAUUCCUGAACAUAAGGCACACCCUGUAACUGAAGAAAAUUGGUCUGCUGAUGCUGAGCUUGAAAAAAUACAGAGAUUUACCUUUUUAUUGGAUAAUAGCAAUGUUCGGGAAAGGACACCUGCUGCAAAAACCGAUCCAUCUGGCAUUGCUGUCAGAAAAACAGAAAACGGGAGACAUCCAGAAGAAAUGGGUGAAGGGUGCGUCUUGGAAGCUUUGGAAAAAACUUCUAGGGUAAUUCAGGAUAUUGAGUCUCUGCUUGCAGCUGCUGGGAAGUGAAGCUUCGCGGAUACAGCGUGCGAAGACCUGUGUCCGCUGCCCUGUCCCCGGCGUGUCCGAGGCGGCUGUGAGGUGCCAGGGGAAGGCUGACGGCAGAGGGACGCGCUGCCGUUCCGACACCGCGGCGGCCGCCCAAAGCCUUGUUAACGCUGCGGUUGCGCGUUGUGGGAUGGGCAAAAAGAACGGGUGAAAUAAUACUAAUGUCAGGGCUGAGCUGACAGUGCCGCUUGUAACUCCAGGAGUGUCUUGUUGGAACGGUUUAAUUUUAUAGGGGCUUGCCCAGCUUCAGCUGCUCAAGUGACUAGGGUGGGGAUAGGCAGUUUUAACUGUGAAAACGUGCUUUUAUUCAGAAGCUUACGCUAAGUAAAAGUUUCUCAAACGCUUUCUACUCUACUGUGUUGUGGUAAAUAAAUAGU